Penicillium nucicola is the source of this 960-nucleotide messenger RNA. Its product is annotated as acylglycerol lipase. The record is from RefSeq and is a predicted model, not a curated record. Gene Ontology annotation, cellular component: membrane. Lineage: Eukaryota; Fungi; Ascomycota; Eurotiomycetes; Eurotiales; Aspergillaceae. The transcript has 4 exons. Gene Ontology annotation, molecular function: lipase activity. Bases 1 to 960 code for a protein of 319 amino acids.
AUGACUGAGGGAACACUCUCCUUACCCGACGGCCUUGAGCUGUACACCAAGACAUGGCAGACCAGCGAAUCUCCGCGUGCCAUCUUGGCCUUUAUUCAUGGCUUCAGUGAUCACUGCAAUGCAUACUACGACAUGUUCCCGAACCUGGCGAUUGCAGGAAUCGAGGUUAGGUCUUUCGAUCAGAGAGGCUGGGGCCGCAACGUCAAAAAGUCAAGCGACAAGGGAAACACAGGCCCAACAAGCCAAGUCCUCGCAGACAUGCACUCCUUCCUACUCACUCUCCCAUCAGAGUCCAGCGUCCCCAUCUUCCUAAUGGGUCACAGCAUGGGCGGUGGCCAAACCCUCAAUUACAUCUUCCAUCCCGAAUCCCCAUACAACAAAGACUCCAACCGGCCCAAGCUAACCGGAGUCAUGUUAUCCUCCCCACUCAUUGCCCUCGAUCCAGCCUCGCGCCCGUCAAAGUUGACCGUCUCCGCGGGCCGCCUUGUUGCCAAGCUCCUCCCGCACAAGCAGCGGUAUUCCCCACUUGACUAUAACCUCUUGUCUCGAGUUCCGUCUGUUGUGGAGGAUUGCAUGGCUGACAAGUUGUGCCACGAUACCGGCACCCUGGAGGGUCUGGCGGGCAUGCUGGAUCGGGGAUUGUGGCUUGAGGCGAUGUUUGAGACGGAUGCUUCGUCUGGUAUGUGGGUUGAUAGUUCAUUGCCUUUCUGGUUUGGUCAUGGUGAUGGGGAUCGCAUUACUAGCUAUCCUGCUACUAAGGCGUUUGCUGGGGAGUUGACGAAACGCGGGAAGGAUGCUACUCUUGUUACUUAUGAUGGGGCUUAUCAUAUUUUGCAUGCUGAAUUGCCUGAGACUACCACCAAGUUUGUUGCUGAUAUCAGGGAUUGGAUCUUAACCAAGGCGGGUGGCGUGUCUGCUCAGGGUGAGGAUGUUGCUGAGGCCAACAAGGCGAAGCUUUGA